AUGUACCUGGUCACCGUCUGUGGGAACUUGCUCAUCAUCCUGGCCACCAUCACUGACUCCCACCUCCACACUCCCAUGUACUUCUUCCUCUCCAACCUGUCCUUUGCUGACAUCUGUGUAUCCUCUACAACCGUCCCAAAGAUGCUGUUGAAUAUCCUGACACAGAGAACUGUCAUUUCCUAUGCAGGCUGCCUCACUCAGAUGUCCUUUUUCCUGCUCUUUGCAGUGUUUGAGAAUUUCCUCCUGACCGUGAUGGCCUAUGACUGCUUCGUGGCCAUCUGUCACCCCCUGCACUACAAGGUCAUCAUGAACCCCCAGCUCUGUGUCCUUCUGGUUCUGGGGUCCUGGAUCAUGAUGGUCUCCUUAUUUUAUUGUACAAGCCUAGGAGUGUAUUUUAGUUCUGCUGCUUCACACAAAACACAUUCAGGUGCUCCAGCCUCAGUGAUGUACUCUGUGGUCACACCCAUGCUGAACCCAUUUAUCUACAGUCUGAGGAAUAAAGAUAUAAAACGGGCUCUGAGAAAAUUCUUUGUACAGGAGUCUUAA
Messenger RNA from Choloepus didactylus (southern two-toed sloth), 546 nucleotides. RefSeq names its product olfactory receptor 7A10-like. Gene Ontology annotation, cellular component: membrane. Lineage: Eukaryota; Metazoa; Chordata; Mammalia; Pilosa; Megalonychidae. Gene Ontology annotation, biological process: G protein-coupled receptor signaling pathway. The transcript is spliced from 2 exons. The record is from RefSeq and is a predicted model, not a curated record. Gene Ontology annotation, molecular function: G protein-coupled receptor activity; olfactory receptor activity. The coding region runs from base 1 to 546 and encodes 181 amino acids.